UCGUAGGAUGCCGAGUACUGCUUUGCAGCGAGAGCUUAUAGACAGAAGAACUACGACGAGUGAUGCUUCAUCCUCUACUGAUAUCACGACGCAAUUACAAAUCCCCUCACCACCAGUACCACCGCUAAUACCAGCAACAGCGCCUUCUCCAAUUAUAUUGUACAGUCACCCACCACCACCUAAUAUAUUAUAUAAUUCAGCGGCAUCUUCACAGCGAGUUGAUCUUAAAACAUCAAUAACUCACCCAAUAAAUGUCAGCUGGAUAUUACCCGAAGAAUUACUUGGCGGCUUGUCAAUAGAACCGUUACCACCUUCAUUGGAUUUGUUUGACGUGUACACGUCAGCUUCAUUAUGUGAACGAUAUAAUACCUUUCGAAGUAAUAGCGGUAUUUCUACAUCUCAAACACAACAAAUGAUUAAUAAUCAGAAUAGAAACGUCACCACAGCCACGGACAUUAAUUCUUCUUCGACGACUGAAAAUAAUAGUAGUAGUAAUAAUAACCUUACACGUAGAUUACUCGGAAAUUUAGCAUUAAGCUCCUGCCCAGGAAAAAAAGUUCGACUAACUGGUCCUGUUCGAGGAAGAGCGACAAUUAAUCGCGAUUUAGAUUUAGACUUUCAACGGUUAAAAACACUUGGAAUCUCUGUUAUUGUUUGUUGUUUGGAUGACGAGGAAUUGAAGUUUCUAGGAGCCCCAUGGGCGCAAUACAAGGAAUUGGCACAGCAUCAUAACUUGGAAAUAAUAAGAUUACCAAUGGUUGAAGGUGGAUGUCCAGAUUCAGUGGAACAACUAGAAGACAUCAUUACAAAAUUGGAUAAUCAUAUAGAGAAUGAACGACGAGUACUUGCUCAUUGUCGGGGUGGUGUUGGACGUGCUGGAUUGAUUGCGUGCUGUUGGCUACUUAAACGACGGUAUUGUCAUAGUGCUGAGAGGUCAAUACAGAUGGUGCGGAUGCGACGAAGUCCGAAAGCUAUUGAAACAAUGCAGCAAGUUGAUUUUAUUAUGCAAUAUGCAAAUUAUAUUGACUGGACGCGGCGGCAGCAACAGCAGUCGCCACAACAACAGCAAGAAUCAUCAUGA
This is a messenger RNA of Ambispora leptoticha, 1081 nucleotides long. The record is from the annotation of a GenBank genome assembly. Lineage: Eukaryota; Fungi; Glomeromycota; Glomeromycetes; Archaeosporales; Ambisporaceae.